AUGGCGGACAAUGAAAUAUCCCAACAUUUUUUGAGCUGCCAUUUCUGUAAUAUGGAUGUCCAGUUCUUUUGCAAACCUUGUGGAAAAAGACUGUGUAGAGAAUGCUUAUUGCAACACAUGGAUCUGAGCGAACUUGAUCAUGUCAUUGUUCCGUACAAUAAACGAUUUAAAACUGUGGAAAAAUCAAUUCAUGACCCAGAAGUAACAAAAGUUAUUCCAAGUGGAUUAAAUACAAUGAUAUGCGUGAGAUAUAGUGAUAAGCAGAAAAUUUAUGUAGCGGAAAAUGGUGCCCCACUUCUGAAACUUUUCAACACAGAAGGACAUCUACUCGAUGUAUACAAACCAAAAAACAUUGUGAGAUUUUUUACUCCGACUAAGGAUGGCUUUUUGUACACUGCUUCAGAGGGUAUAAGAAAAGUAAAUGAUGUUGGAGACACGUUUCUAUUACCUCUGGAAGGCAGUCUCAGGGGCAUCGCAUUUGUCAAACCAGAGACGGUAUUCAUCUGCAAUAUCACACCUCCCAAAAUAUCCAAGUAUAAUAUGAAGGGCGAGAAACUUCUUGAAAUCGAACACAGUGAUGGGAAGCACCUUUUUCAGUAUCCCGACAAUAUUGCUAUAAAUGGCAAUGGGGACAUUUGUGUGACCAACCCGGAAUUUUUACUUUCUGAUAAAGGAACCUCAUCCGUGGUUGUUUUUAAUAGGCAAGGUGAUUUCCGUUUUUCCUACUGCGCACAUAAAGAUGAAUUAUUCCAUCCAGUAGACAUAUGCUGUAAUUCCAAUUCUGAUAUGAUUAUAGCUGACGAUGCAAAUAGCAAACUACACGUGAUAAACGAAGAUGGCCGCCUUCUAAGGUUCUUGACGUAUGAAGGAAUUCACAGGCCUUGUAGUGUUACCAAGGACAAUAAUGACAGACUGUAUGUGUCACAACUGGACGAUAAAUCUCUAAGAAUAAUUCAUUAUUUUUAUUAA
Molecule: messenger RNA, 969 nt
Organism: Saccostrea echinata
Lineage: Eukaryota; Metazoa; Mollusca; Bivalvia; Ostreida; Ostreidae
Exons: 1
Coding region: 1-969 (322 amino acids)
Biological process (GO): proteasome-mediated ubiquitin-dependent protein catabolic process; protein polyubiquitination
Molecular function (GO): zinc ion binding; ubiquitin protein ligase activity
Source: RefSeq, a predicted model, not a curated record